Messenger RNA from Lecanosticta acicola, 954 nucleotides. The record is from the annotation of a GenBank genome assembly. NCBI's taxonomy places the organism in Eukaryota, Fungi, Ascomycota, Dothideomycetes, Mycosphaerellales, Mycosphaerellaceae.
AUGGCUGUGACCAUCGACAAUUCUGCUCCUGUAGCCAGCGAGAUCCGGGCCAAGCUGAACUACCACCUCGAUGGAGGCCCGGAAGUAUAUCAGCUCGGCACAGGGAGCGAUAUGUCCCGAAACGAGUACGACGUCGCUGACGUUCGGAUUAAAAACCUGCGCGGUCACGAAUCAGAAUUCACCUUGGACGAGCACGGCUUUCAACUUCUCCAGGACAUCGGACGGAUUGAGUCAAGUGAACCGUCUUACCUUCGAGAAAAGUUCUAUGCAACGAUUGUCCCCAAGAUUCUGGCUGCGUAGGUCAUCGGUAACUGCUGUUACCCGCCUUGCGGUACUAACGUAACGAAUAGGUCCGGUGCCUCGGAGGUGGUGGUGGCAUCGCACGUUAUACGACCAAACAGAGUAGUCAGACCACAGGAACAAGACACCAUGCCUAUUAAAUAUGCCCAACGGAUCCAUGUCGACUAUUCGUACGACGGUGCUCGGGUGAACUUUUUGGCCAAGUGUCCGCAGUUUGCGGAAAGGUUCGAGAACUCGCGCUGGGCGGUGAUAAACUGGUGGCAGCCAUUCCAGAACUCCGCCACGCGCAUGCCACUCGCCCUCUGUGACGCACGUAGCGUCGCCGACGAGGACUACCGCGAGAUCAUGACCAGCAGGGUUAUCCAGAAGUCAUUCCCCGGUUCUGCCCACAUGGCAGAACUCCCAGAUUUCGCAUCCUGGAAAGUUGUCAAGCCUCAAAAUCCAGAUGCACACAAAUGGUAUUUUGCCCCGGACAUGCAGCCGGAUGAGGCGCUGUUGAUCAAGAUUUUCGACACGAGCGAAGAUGGAGUCGUCCGAAGGACCCCCCAUUCGGCUUUCGAGUCUCCUCUGGACCAUGGCCCUGAGAGGACCAGUAUUGAGUUUCGAUGUGUGGCUUUCUGGGAUGAUGAGCCGGUGAACGGCUCCAAGCAUUGA